CUAGUCCAGGCCCGUGUCUCCUAACUACCCGACUGUGUCCUGCUACUACCUAAUAGGCAAAUCACAUGCAAAAGCAGCUGAUCGUGCAUGCGCUAACCAGGAAAAUGUGUUAAACCUGCAGCCGCCAAGGAAGGGAAACUCCAAAGUGAGCCAGUGGGAUAUUUUAUUUGGUCAGUUGGAUUCUGUGAAGGUCAAAGGCCUUGGUAAAGACGUUGUAUAGUCGUACAGGUUUCAUUUGCCAUGGAUGAAGAAAGUCAGAGCAGCCUAGAGUGUAUCCAAGCCAACCAGAUUUUUCCACGCAAACAGCUGAUCAGGGAAGAUGAAACCCUUCAGGUUCCUUUCCAGGAGCUGCACGGGGAGAGCACAGAGUUUGUGGGCCGGGCAGAGGAUGCAGUCAUCUCUUUAUCCAGCUAUCGUUUAAACAUCAAAUAUAAAGAAUCUUCUAUCAAUGUUCCACUGCAGAUGAUUGAAUCUGUGGAGUGCCGUGAUCCUUUCCAGCUCCAUCUAACCUGCAAAGACUGUAAAGUGAUCAGGUGCCAGUUUUCCAACUUUGAGCAAGUGCAGGAAUGGCAGAAGCGCAUGAAUGCUGCUCUGCGCCCACCCAGUCGAAUUGAGGACUUCUUUUCCUUUGCAUACCAUGCAUGGUGCAUGGAGGUGUACGCAAGUGAAAAAGAACAGCAUGGAGACUUGUGUCGUCCAGGUGACCACGUAAUAUCACGAUUUAAGAAUGAGGUGGAACGAAUGGGUUUUGACAUGGACAAUGCUUGGAGAAUUUCGAAUAUCAAUGAGAAGUUUAGGCUGUGUCCUAGUUACCCACAGGAACUGAUCAUCCCUGCUUGGAUAACAGACAAAGAGUUGGAAAGUGUUGCCAGCUUUCGUUCAUGGAAGCGUAUUCCGGCAGUGGUGUACAGGCACCAGAGUAACGGGGCUGUGAUUGCACGAUGCGGGCAACCUGAAGUCAGUUGGUGGGGCUGGAGAAACGCAGAUGAUGAGCAUCUUGUUCAGUCUGUUGCUAAGGCCUGUGCCACAGACAGUAGUCGAGCCAGCCCAGGCAAAAUGGCCAAUGGCAGCUGUCACCGCAACCACAUUAAUGGUGGAGUUCUGGCCGAUGUAGAUUUUGAAUCCUCCUUGUCAAACAUCCCACCUCCUGAAAGCCCCUCAGUUCAGCCACAAAAACUGCUGAUCCUUGAUGCUAGAUCCUAUGCUGCUGCAGUGGCCAACCGUGCCAAGGGUGGAGGCUGUGAGUGCCCUGAGUAUUAUCCUAACUGUGAGGUUGUGUUCAUGGGAAUGGCCAAUAUUCACUACAUUCGUAAAAGCUUCCAGUCUCUGCGCCUGCUCUGCACACAGACGCCUGACCCAGCCAACUGGCUUUCUGCAUUGGAAGGUACCAAAUGGUUGCAGCACCUCUCUAUGCUGCUUAAAUCAUCCCUUUUGGUAGUGCAUACGCUAGACAAAGAUCAAAGGCCUGUUCUUGUUCACUGCUCUGAUGGCUGGGAUCGUACCCCACAAAUUGUGGCACUCUCCAAACUGCUGCUGGACCCUUAUUAUAGAACUAUAGAGGGUUUCCAAGUCCUGGUGGAGAUGGAGUGGUUGGAUUUUGGGCACAAAUUUGCAGACCGCUGUGGACAUGGAGAGAACUCUGAAGACCUGAAUGAGCGCUGUCCUGUCUUUCUGCAGUGGUUAGACUGCGUGCACCAACUGCAUAGGCAGUUUCCAUGUUCCUUUGAAUUUAACGAAGCUUUUCUGGUUAAGCUGGUGCAGCAUACAUAUUCCUGUUUGUUUGGGACUUUCCUAUGUAACAAUGCCAAGGAGCGAAGUGAGAAGCACAUCCAGGAGCGUACAUGCUCAGUCUGGUCCUUACUGCGUGCAGGGAACCGUGCUUUCAAGAACUUGCUAUACUCGUCUCAGUCUGAAACUGUACUGUAUCCUGUAUGCCAUGUGCGGAAUUUAAUGCUAUGGAGUGCUGUUUAUCUACCAGGCUCCUCCCCAUCCACUCCUAGUGAGGAAUCUUGCACACCCUACCCUGCUUCUGGGUCUGCAACAGAGGAACCACCAGUAUGCAGGCUGUCAAAGACCAGGUCAUAUGAUGAUCUCCCUUCUGCAUGUGACAUGAUGGUGCCCUGCAUGAACAGGAGGAGCAGUGAUCCCAGCCUAAAUGAUAAGUGGCAGGACCAUCGACGUUCACUAGAGCUGAGUUUGGGGAACGAAGGGUAUGAAGGCGAUAGACAACCACUGGGGGCUCAGCUGUCCAUGGCAGCUGGUGUGGGUGAAGGGCAAAUGGAGAACAUACUGCAAGAGGCCAGCAAGGAAGAGGGAGUUAUUGAGGAGCCAGGUGGGAAGCCUGGAAAGGGCCAGGAAGAGUGUUUGAAAAUUGAACAAGCAAAUUCUUUAGAAGUUUCUGUAAAAGGGGAAGAAGUUUUAGAUUUGACCAGAAACGCACCCAAUGUUCAAAGUAAUGAGGGGCUACCAGACAGAGAUCAGGAGUGUGCCAACCCAAAGCCAGGAGGAGAAUGUGAUAAUUUUUCAAAUGGUAAAAUCUGCAAUACUGAGGAUACAGAACUGGAUGAAAGUUCACCUCGGGAAUUUUGUGAUGAGGAAUGUGCAAACCCAGUGCCCGAGAAUCUUACCUUUAAAUCAGAGGUGAAUACAAAACAAAAUGGAUUCGAAUCUGAAGUGGAUGCAAGCCAAAUGCCCGAGAAGCCUUCCUUUAAAUCUGAAGGGGACACAGAACAAAAUGGAAUCGAAUCUGAAGAAGGUGCAAGCCAAGUGCCCGAGAAGCCUUAUUUUAAAUCGGAAGGAGAUACAGAACAAAAUGGAGUAGAAUUUGAAGAAGGUGCAAGUCAAGUGCCCAAGAAUCACAAUGGUGUAAAAAUUGACAAAGAUAUCCAGAACAGUCCUAGUCCUCUUCCAUCAGCCCUUCCUUCUUCACAUGUAGUUUUGGAAGAUUCAACCGAUACCUUAACCGAAGACCCUGUAGUCUCCUGGCCCUGCAAACUGGACCAUGUGACUGCAGCAAAUGAACUGUCACAAAGACCAGAAAAUUCAUCCACUGAGGGCCUCAUUAUGAUGGGUCUACGGGGGUUGCAGCUGCAAAGUGAAAGGACAUGUAUGCCUCCCAUGCUUUCUCAUGGUGCCUUCCACAACUCUGAAUGCAAAGUACAGAUUCAUUGUAACAGGGACCUCCUUUCUUUUCCCUCUCUUGAUGGGUCUUGCCUUAAUGGGGAUAGCCGAAGGGGCAAGCCAGGACUCUCUCGACAGAACUCUAGCACAAACACCCCUCAGCCUCACCUACGUAACACCCCACACAAGUGCCCACUGCAUAGUGGAGGAAGGAAUAGAAUUGGUAGUCCUCCAGAACAGCAAGCUCGCAACCAUCUCGAUGAUGAUGGAAUGCCUCUCUAUGUGGACACCAUACAACAGAGGCUCAGACAGAUGGAGUGUGGCCAUCAGCAGGAGGUGGAAACCUUAAAGAAACAGGUUCGGGAGCUUCGGUGCCAGUUAGAAAACUUCUUUCCCAACAGUCCCUUGCGCUUUAAUGGUGAAUUUGCAGAUGAAGUGAACUCGAUCCAAGAUACUGAAAGCAACAGAGCCCCCGGUUGUUUGUCGGGCUGCAGCACAGAACACUUCUCUGAGGCUAGCUGGGAGCAAGUGGACAAACGGAAUACAGAGUUGACGAGGUGGGUGCCAGAUCAUGUAGCACUCAACUGUUAUAACUGUGACAGCACAUUCUGGCUGGCAAGCAGGAAACAUCAUUGUAGGAACUGUGGGAAUGUUUUCUGCUCCAGCUGUUGUAACCAGAAGGCAGCGGUUCCAAGUCAGCAGCUGUUUGAGCCUAGCCGCGUUUGCAAGUUAUGUUACACCAACCUGCACCCCUCCCGGGAACUGGAAAAUCCUAUUGCAGCAACGUCAAACUAGACAAUCUUCCAUUAAGACAGGGAGCCAAACCUUGAUACCCAGUGGAUUGUCCAGAGGAAUGAGAUGUUGGAGACUAAAAUCAUACUGCUUUCACUGCUAUGUACCUUUCGCCACUCUACACACUUCAUUUUCAAGAUCCUGCUGUUUAUUUGGACUGUGUUUGAAAGGGGACCUUUACAUAUGUGUUUUCCAUACUAGUUGUUUAGCAGCAGUAAUUCAGGUUUUAUAACUCCUUGAAGGACUAAAUAGUGGCUCUGAGGUGAGUGCAUUGCUCUGUUCUCCUCCUGUCACUAGUGAGCCUUUGGUUGGUUGAUGGGAUUUAAGCUCCAUAAUUCUGCACAUCUGAAUAUAUUGUCACACACUCCCACAUCCCUUACUGAAUCAGAUGUGACAACUUCUCUUAGUGGGAGUUAGGCCCUACAACAUUUAAAAGGAUGCUGUUGUGCACAGGAUGUUAUGAACCUAUUGGUGUGCCCAAUGUAAACCUUUUGUGAAUUCCUGAUCCAGUGAAAAGUAUUGGAAAUGUGGGAUAUAAAAUGCCAGUGAAGUCACAUGAGGAUUAACGCCAGGCUGGAUAAGCAAUGCUGAAAUACUAAGUAAGUUCUAGAAAAGCAGAUAGUGUUUUCAAUGCAAUUGUUGCUGGGUGAUGCCGCUUUAAAAGAGCUAGCACUAAAGAAAUGAUUGUCUUUUAAAGCAAGUGAUGUUGUCCUAGACUGGUUAAAGUUGUGUGUUUGCUUCAGAAACACAACUUUAUAUAAAUAAGCUGCUGUGUAGCCAUGGGGACAGCCAUUCAAGCUGA
Messenger RNA from Xenopus laevis (African clawed frog), 4714 nucleotides. RefSeq names its product myotubularin related protein 3 homeolog L (gene mtmr3.L). The record is from RefSeq and is marked provisional. NCBI's taxonomy places the organism in Eukaryota, Metazoa, Chordata, Amphibia, Anura, Pipidae. Gene Ontology annotation, molecular function: molecular adaptor activity; phosphatidylinositol-3,5-bisphosphate 3-phosphatase activity; protein phosphatase binding. Gene Ontology annotation, cellular component: cytoplasm; membrane; cytosol. Gene Ontology annotation, biological process: midbody abscission; phosphatidylinositol dephosphorylation; regulation of autophagy.